Messenger RNA from Entamoeba dispar SAW760, 741 nucleotides. Its product is annotated as threonine dehydratase catabolic, putative. Gene Ontology annotation, molecular function: L-serine ammonia-lyase activity; threonine deaminase activity. The annotation marks the transcript as partial. Lineage: Eukaryota; Evosea; Mastigamoebida; Endamoebidae. Gene Ontology annotation, biological process: L-threonine catabolic process; L-serine catabolic process. The transcript has a single exon. The record is from RefSeq and is a predicted model, not a curated record.
AUGAGUGACGUAGAAGUUCCUGCACUUGCUCUUAGAGAUGCUUCCUUUAGUGAAAUUCAUGUUGGAGAAGGAGAUGAACAAGUUUUAGAGCAAAUCUUCUUAUCUGAUGUUUAUACAGCUAAACAUGUUAUCAGUGAUCAUAUUCAUCACACUCCAUUAGAUUCAAAUGCUAGUAUUUCAGCAGACAUUGGAAUGGAGGUUUAUUUUAAAUUAGAAAAUAUGCAAAAAAGUGGUUCAUUUAAAGUACGAGGUGUUAUGAACAAAUUUAAUUCAUUAACUCUUGCUGAAAAGAAAAGAGGUGUAAUUACUGCUUCAAGUGGUAAUCACGGUAUGGCUGUUGCUUAUUGUGGUAAACAAUUAGGUGUUCCAACUACCAUUAUUGUUCCAAAUUUUACAAACCCAAGAAGAGCAGAAACUAUGAAAAGGUAUGGUGCUACUGUUAUUUUACAUGGGGUUACUGUUGCAGAAGCUGAGGCCUAUGCUAAAGAAAUGUCAACUGAAAAAAGACUUGCUUACAUCGAAGCUCGUGAUGACGUUUCCAUUAUCGCUGGUGAUGGAACAGUUGGACUUGAGAUUUUAAGAGAUUUACCAGAUGUAGAUGCUAUUAUUGCACCAAUUGGAUCAGGAAGUUUACUUUGUGGAUUAGCCUUAGCUGUUAAAACUCUUGAUCCAAGAGUUAAAGUUUAUGGUGUUCAAAAUGAAAAAGGGUCUUCAGCUUAUCUUUCUAAAAAACAUCAUGUC